This is a messenger RNA of Oldenlandia corymbosa var. corymbosa, 3304 nucleotides long. NCBI's taxonomy places the organism in Eukaryota, Viridiplantae, Streptophyta, Magnoliopsida, Gentianales, Rubiaceae. The record is from the annotation of a GenBank genome assembly.
AAUAAAAUCCACGCCCGACCAAACCAGACCAACCCGACGUAUGUCUGGUAAUAUUUGAGAUUUUUUGGCAUUUUGUUCUAAACACACCCACCCCCCCCCCAAAAAAUCAUUCUCAAGUUUGGAAGAUUAGAUUAAUAUUCUGAAGUUCCAAAGUCCAAACCCAACGUAAUCACACGAGAAUUAUAAUAAAAUUCCAAACUUUGAACAUUACAAAAAGAGCCUUCUGCGAAAAGACCCGAGUGUUCUGUCUAUUUGUAUUGUUGUCAUCCUGCAACUUGGUUGAGCAGUUUUUGCAGGGAAGUUUUUAACUUUCUGGUUGUUGAACCCUUUUAACCAAAUUUUAGUUUGAUUCUGGAGUGAACCCAUUUUCAGAUCUUGGCAUAGUGAAGUGUUUUGCUGCCUUUUUGGCGCCUUUUGGGUUGAGAGAUGAUGAUUUGAUUAUGAAGCUUCUUCACAUUGUGGGUUGAAGAUCAAAGAACCGUUCUUUUUCCGUGCAAUCUGAACUUUUGAAGUGUAUUUUUGUGUUAAGGAGCAAAGAGUUUAAUUGAAUGCGAAGUUUUUAGUGAAAUCUUACAAAUGGGGGCCUGUUUAAGUUUGGAAGAGGAUUUACAGAGGGCAGAGAUUAAAGCUGUCCAUCAAUUUCCUGAAGUACCUGCUAAAGCAAAUUCUGCACCUCCUAGAGCGGCACCAAAUGUGCUGCAAAUCAACAGUGCUGAGAGAACAAAUAAUGUGGUGGUAAUUUCAAAAAAUGUGAAGGAUCUGCGCCGAAAUCCAGUUAGUGGUAAUCUUGAUAUUUUUUCAUAUGAAGAGAUGAAACUGGCUACCAAGCACUUCCGACCAGAUCAGGUCCUUGGAGAGGGUGGAUUUGGCAUUGUAUAUAAAGGAGUUAUAGAUGGAAAUGUGAGGCCUGGUUAUAAAACCACUCGUGUGGCCAUCAAAGAACUUGAUCCUGAAGGUCUGCAGGGAGACAGAGAAUGGCUGGUAAAUCUCUUGCCCUUGGCGUUGCUGUGUGUUUUGCAUUUUUCUUUUCUAUGUUAUGCAUUAUUUACUGUUACGAAGUUACAAUUGUGAUUAGAUGCAAUCCCACAUUGAAAUACAAAAAGUAGCGAGCAAAUCAAUAAUAUUUUUAUUUUUUAUUUUUUAGCUUUUACCAGGAAUAGGAAAAUUAGGAAUUACUGAUAGCAUUUGCAGUUACUAGGCAAUCACCCUUGGUUUCAAGUGCUUUUUGUUUUAAGUGCCACAGGAGGAGUUUAGUGUAGUCUUGUAUCUUAAUGUUAUGUAUAGGAUUGGCACCUUUCGAUGUCCUGUUCUGGAGUUCUGUUUAUUGGCUGACAAACUAUGACACGACGAAUUUCUUUACUCGUGGGGAAGUUUACACUGCCUAAUUUUAAGUUUUUCACAAUUUAUUUCACUUCUUUUAAUGUAAAAGCUUCUCCCUGAUGGAGACUGCCUCAACGCAUGGCUAUUUGAUGCUUACAAAAAGUAAUCAUUGUCGUAAUGAGAUUUUGCAGGCAGAAGUAAACUACUUAGGGCAACUACGUCACCCUAACCUGGUCAAGCUCAUUGGAUAUUGCUGCGAUGAUCACCACAGGCUGUUGGUGUAUGAAUAUAUGCAGUCUGGAAGCCUGGAGAAACAGCUGUUUUCAAGAGUAUGUAAUACACUGACAUGGUCAAGAAGGAUGAAAAUUGCAUUAGAUGCUGCAAAGGGGCUUGCUUUUCUUCACACUGCCGCAAGGCAGAUCAUAUAUCGAGAUUUCAAGACUUCCAACAUCUUAUUGGACGCGGACUUCAAUGCUAAACUCUCUGACUUUGGACUCGCGAAGGAUGGGCCUAUGGGAGAUCAGACACAUGUAUCUACACGGGUGAUGGGUACUUAUGGUUAUGCUGCUCCCGAAUAUGUCAUGACUGGACAUUUAACUGCUAGAAGUGACAUUUAUGGGUUUGGGGUAGUUUUGCUUGAGAUGCUCAUUGGAAGAAGAGCAAUGGACAAAAGCAGGCCUAGCCGGGAGCAUAAUCUUGUCGAAUGGGCCCGCCCACUCCUGAAUCACAAGAAGCUAUUAAGAAUUCUAGAUCCUAGAAUGGAGGGGCAGUACUCCACGAGAACGGCUAUGAAGGUUGCUAGUCUUGCAUAUCAAUGUCUCAGCCAGAAUCCAAAAGGGCGGCCUGACAUGAGUCAGGUUGUCGAAAUACUCGAAGCUGUUCAAACAAAGGGCGAAAAUCAAGAAGAGGCAAUGCUCCAAAGCGGGUCGGGGAGCAUCACUCUUUUUGAAGUUCCUAAACAAGUGGAAGGAACACCAAAAAAUGAGGCGCACUCGGUCAAGUCCAGGAGCGAAAGAUAUAAUACGCCUAACACAAACAAACACAUGAAUGGAAGGCACAAAAGUGAACCUCCAAAGGAGUUUGAUCUCUACAGCCCUUCUCAUACGUUGGACUUGAUGAAAGAUGAGAAUCAACUUCAGGAAAGUGAAGUUAGAAUUCAUCCUGUUAAGCAAUUUCAGGGUGAAUGAUGUUUGGAAAAUCUUUUGUGUUUUAUGGAUUGUGGGAGUUUAAGAUGCUCAAGUGGGCAUCAUAUGUGAAAAUUAUGCAGCUAUAUCUCUCUGUAUGUAAAAUAUUCGUGUUAUUUGGUGUUGGGGUCUUCAAACCCGAUGCUGCGAGAAGAUUUGCAGCAAAGGUCAACACUGAUGAUAAUCAGGUUUAAAUUAGGAUCUUCUGUAACUGAGCACGCUUAGUUUUUGCGUGUAAGCUACCCACUAAAAAAUUAAUGGUAGAUGUAGAAUGCCAUACAAUAUUGUUAACUACAAAUUCUAGCACCUUAAAGUGGUUGAGACAUUAGGGUUUCUCUGAAGAAGAUGUUUAUUGAUCUGCAUCAUGAUUUAAGGAUGGAUGAUGAGGACCUUGGUAUAUAUGGAUCCUGAGAGAUUGGGUCAACAAGCUGUGAUAACACAUGAUAGCAGAAGAUGUGCCACACAGCAACUCCAGAGAUUAAUGCCUUUGCAGUACAGAUACUUAGCAGCAUAUGGUGGUUUGUUCAUAGAAAAGUGGUGGCUCGCUUCUCUGUUAAGACCCCCCCGAAGGAGAUGUGUUGGACUAGGGAUUUGAGAUGAGAAUCAACUUAUCAAAUUGAAGAAUUUUCUGAAGCGUGACUAUCUUCUUGUGAUCAAUUUCAGGGUUCAUUGUAUUUUGAACCAAUUGCUAAUACGAACAAUGUACUACGCUUUCACUCAGUGAUUUUUUAAGAGUCACAUUAGGGGAAAAAUUGAUUAAUCUACCCUAAGCUUUACAUGCGUUGUCAAUUCUACCCUAU